CCCCGUGGGCUCGCCCUCUUGGUUGUUGUCGACGUGUUUCUGCUGUCGGAGGUUCGCGUACUUCCUGGUUAUGCAUUCGGGAUAUGUGCGAAACUGAGUGGUCUUCUUAGUAUCGGCGAUUCAGUUAUCGAGUUAAAUGACAAUAAACAUCUUCCAUCAGCAAAGGGACCGAUAAACCUGUCAGCGACUCGUCCUGUGGGGACACAUUUGAACUAUGGCUGCCGCCUGUGACACAGGCGAAAGCGGGGCUGGGCUGUGAUUAUGUGUUUGGAAAAAGUUUUCGUUCGAAAACGAUGAGUUGAAUUAAUGUGUUUGCAAAAAAAGAGAAAGAUAUUUAGCCAGCUGAUCUGGUGGAAGCUCAUUAGUUUGUAGCAAACGAAAAUAUUUCACUUCCUAACUCGCCAACCGCCGUGAUGGGUGGUGUUUGUGUUUUUCUGAGCGAAGCGCCACGUCAUUAGUUUCCGAAGGACACCCGCUGAAUUUGGCUGGAUUAAAAUUCGCCAUACAGUCUGCAUCUAAGGUUUCCCAGCCUCAUAGCUGCCCGACAUCGAAAGUUCAGCAAAUACGAGAGCGCGAAUUUUAACAGCAAGAUGACGGCGUCUAACUGGGGUCUGAUCAUGAACGUGGUCAACAGCAUCGUAGGAGUGAGCGUGCUAACGAUGCCCUUCUGCUUUAAGCAGUGUGGCAUCGCGCUGGGUACGCUGCUGCUCUUCUUCUGUUCGUGGAUGACGCACCAGUCUUGCAUGUUCCUCGUGCACUCCGCCAGCAGCAGCAAGCGCCGGACCUAUGCGGGACUGGCCUUCCAUGCUUAUGGGAAAGCAGGAAAAGCUCUUGUAGAAACAAGUAUGAUUGGCUUGAUGCUUGGAACCUGCAUCGCCUUUUACGUUGUCAUCGCUGAUCUGGGCUCCAACUUUUUUGCUCAGCUGCUGGGUCUUCAGGUGACGGGCAGUUUCCGGGUGCUGCUGCUCAUCGCCGUGUCGCUGUUCAUCGUGCUGCCGCUCAGCCUGCAGAGGAACAUGAUGUCAUCCAUCCAGUCCUUCUCCGCCAUGGCGCUCAUCUUCUACACCCUCUUCAUGUUUGUGAUGGUGCUGUCCUCUUUCAAACAUGGCCUCCUCAGUGGCCAGUGGACGGGGCGGGUCAGGCUGCUGCGCUGGGACGGGCUGUUUCGCUGUCUGCCCAUCUGUGGCAUGGCGUUCGCCUGUCAGUCGCAGGUGUUACCCACCUACGACAGCCUGGAUGAGCCAUCAGUCAAGAGAAUGAGCACCAUCUUCACCUCCUCCCUCAACGUGGUCACCACCUUCUACAUCACGGUGGGCUUUUUCGGCUACGUUAGCUUCACGGAUGACAUUGCGGGGAACGUGCUGAUGAACUUCCCCUCUAACCCGGUGACAGGGAUGAUCCGCGUGGGCUUCAUGAUGUCUGUGGCUGUGGGCUUUCCCAUGAUGAUUCUGCCCUGUCGCCAGGCCAUCAACACCAUGCUGUUCGAGCAGCAGCAGAAGGAUGGGACGUUUGCUGCGGGAGGGUACAUGCCUCCGUUGCGGUUCAAGAUGAUCACCCUCUGCAUCGUCUUUGGCACCAUGCUGGGUGGAAUCCUUAUUCCUAACGUGGAGACCAUCCUGGGACUGACAGGCGCCACCAUGGGGAGCCUGAUCUGCUUCAUCUGCCCCGCCCUCAUCUACAGGAAGAUCCAGAAGAGCCGAUUCACUGCUCAGCUGGUGCUGUGGGUUGGCCUCGGUAUCCUGCUCAUCAGUACCUUCACCACCGUUUCCUUGUCAACCGGCGAUCCCCCCAAAGUCCAGCCCCCUCCCGCUCCUGCCAAUAACCAAAUGGACAAGGACUCUCUUCCUAAUGUCCCAGUGGAGAAGCCGGCGCUGGUGCCGGACGUGGCGGUUCAGGCAGGGAAUCCUGGGGGGGCUGGGCGACCUGUGGGCUGGGAGCCGGCAGAACCCCCCCAGAUCAAAGGCCCCGUGGAGAUACCCAAGAAGGAGGAGAACGUACAACUGGACCGACCCAAUGCAGGUGUAGCAGUGCCCGACGGAGAGGCACAUCGUCAUGAGCCUCCCAUCCCCCACGACAAGGUGAUGGUGGACGAGAAGAAGGACCAGGAGGAGCUGCAGGAGGAAGUGAAGCCUCCUGCACAGGAAGAGGAGUUGUCUGAGCAGGGGGCGGGGAAACCACAGGAAGCCCAGAAUAAGGGUGGGGAGGUGGGGGAGGAGUCACAAGGGAAGAGGGAGGUGGGCCAAGUGGCUGAGAAGGCUAAUGAGGUGAUGGAGAAACCAGCUCCAGUCAAUGAGAAGAAGGAGAAGCCGCCUUACAAGGACCUGGACAACCCUCCUGCUGACAAAGAGGUGCAUGCUGGGAAGGCUGAACAUGUCAGGGCGAAGUCUGAGGAGAUCCCUGAACAGCCUGUUGGGAAACGGGACCCCCCCCUGGCACCCCAGGAGGAGAAGGCGGUGCAGCCUGAGGCACCCCAGGAGCCCAAAGAGCGGAAGAGCCUGGAAGCCAAAGACACCGGCGCCGAAGACAAGAUGGAAGUGAUUAAAAAGCUGGUUGCAGAGGGGCAGUUGGACCACGCUGUGCUUCUGCAGGUCAUUAAGGAACAGCAGGAGCAGCAGAAGAGGCUUCUGGAUCAGCACGAGAAACUGCUCGCCGUGAUCGAAGAACAGCACAAAGAGAUCCACCAGGAUCAGCACCCUGCAGUUGUGGCCCCUGAUGCAGUGGGGGUGGAGAAGACAGGCCAGGGGCCCUUGGAUGGAGCUGUGGGAGGCCAGGGGCCAGCGCUGGACUCUGAGCACCAGGACGGGGGCCCCCAAAAUGCCGCCGCCGCUGCCGAACCCCACAGGCCAGUGAAGGGGAGCGUCGCCCAGCAUGGAGGGAACGCCGCAGGGGAGGGGCCCCCGAAGGUGGCGCAGCCUCACGCAGAUUCCCAAGAUGCCCGUCAGCGGGCCAAGGACAGCAAAGAAGGAAUGGGCGUGGCCAAGCAGGAUCUGAAUGCUGGGGGGGUGGGAGCCAGGGGGGUCCCGCUGGGGGGCAAGGAGGCUGUGGAUUCUGAGCGGGACAAGGAGGGCCCCGCCCACUCAAAACCCCAGCAGGAGGGGGGGCCAGGUGGGGCAGGUCCAGAACAGGACCCGGAGAAGGAGAGAAUCGAAAAGGAGGUGAAGGCCAGAGUGGAGAAAGAGAGGAUAGAGAGAGAGAAGAAAGCCAGAGCACAGAAAGACAGGGUAGAGAAAGAAAAGCAGGAAAAGGAGAGGUUGGAGAAAGAGAAAGUAGAGAAGGAAAAGUUGGAGAGAGAGGAGAAGGAAAAGGUAGAGAGAGAGAGGGAGGAGAAGAUGGAGAGAGAGAGGGAGAAGGCUGGGCGGGAGAAGGUGGGGGAGAAGAGGAAGGGGGUGGAGCAGAGAGAGGGGGCGGAGCAGAGAGAAGGGGCGGCACAGUCAGCCAUUGAGAUUGAGGCUCAGGAGGUUAAGAAUAAGGCUGGGGCAGGGCCAGGAGUGGGGGCGGGGCCAGAGGCGGGGCUGGGGGCGGGGCUAGAACCAGCACACUUGAAGAAGGGGGGGCGGGACCUGAAGGAGGAUGGGGUGGUCCCUCAGCAGGAAGUGGGUGUUGCCGGGGGUGGGGUUGCGGGCCGGGGGCAGGGCCUGGAUGCGGGCGGGGCACAGGGUAACGGGCGGCCGGGAGAGAUGGACCUGAAGCGGAGGAAACGGGCGCUGGUGGGCGGGGCUGAAGGGGCGGGGCUAACAGGACUGCAGCCCCUGCCAGACCUGCAGGCUGCUCUGGAGGCCCAGCUCCUGGGGGGGGCGCUAGUGCACACCCGGCAGAUCAAAGAAGCUCCAGAGCCUGAGAGAGAGAGAUAACACUCCACCAUACCUAGAAAGCACCUCCCCUGCUAACCACCGCCUCACAGAAGCGCCAUGUCCCAGUUUCUGAACAGUGACUCUACUCUCUGUGAUGUCAUUUAUAUUGUGUCCUGUCACGGUCCUCUUAGGCACUUCUUUGGUUCCCAUUUUUCUUCUGAUUGCUCACUGUUGGCUCAGAGGGGUGGGGCUUAAACCAGUGAGGCCCGAGCUAACCAAUCAGAAGCACACGCUGAAGUGUCACACCAAAAGGAGGACUUCCCCCUUUCCACCUGAGCCUGAGGCACCCUGAGGUUUCCACGAGUGGGAAUUGGAUCCCCCAAAUUUGAGAAUUACCACAUUCCCAUGCGUGUGCAUGUGUGCAACAUGCCCCUGUACCCCCUCUUUCAGACCCUUAU
Molecule: messenger RNA, 4249 nt
Organism: Anguilla rostrata (American eel)
Lineage: Eukaryota; Metazoa; Chordata; Actinopteri; Anguilliformes; Anguillidae
Gene: slc38a10
Product: solute carrier family 38 member 10
Exons: 17
Coding region: 591-3851 (1086 amino acids)
Biological process (GO): amino acid transmembrane transport
Molecular function (GO): L-amino acid transmembrane transporter activity
Source: RefSeq, a predicted model, not a curated record